GCUGGUGCUCUAUGCCUUGGAAUGCAAAUUACCAAAUAUGGAAGUCCAUAUCUAGGGUCUAAUGUGUAACAUGGAAUUUCAAAUGGAAAAUCCAUGGCAACACACAUGGUUUUGUAAGCCUUGGUCGUGUUAAUGCAAGGUUGAUGAUUUAGCUGGGAUGGAUACUCGAGCCCUGCAUGCAUGUUCCAUACAUAGACUUGGGGUAUCCCCCCCCCCUCAACGGACCGCCCACGUCGCCAUUCCCAGUGCGAGAGCGCGAAGUUUCGGAAGCCAGUUUGACACCGUCACAAGGCACGAACAUGUCCGGUCCGAGAAAAAGCGAGUCCUGCUGGUAGUGGAGUUUCGGAAAGUGCUCGGCUUCCGAGGAUCCGAGUUGUUAGGCUCGCAGCUCGUGGACUGCACCGCCGACCGUUACGCCAGGGAUCAUGGCUGCUUGGCUGCAUACCUAGACGACACAAGCGCAUAGGCGGGUGCUGCUUAAUACAAACC
Exserohilum turcica Et28A is the source of this 489-nucleotide messenger RNA. RefSeq lists its product as uncharacterized. Bases 158 to 466 code for a protein of 102 amino acids. Lineage: Eukaryota; Fungi; Ascomycota; Dothideomycetes; Pleosporales; Pleosporaceae. The transcript has a single exon. The record is from RefSeq and is a predicted model, not a curated record.